GACAAGUAGAAGCAGACAAAGCAGUAGCAAAUUGUGCAGCUUUCUAUUUAAAAAAGCAGCUGGUGACAGGUUUCCUCACAGCUAUCCACCACUCAAUCAUGUCCACCUCACCCUCCAUCUCUCACCUCCUCUUCCUCCUCGUCCUCCUAAUCGCCGCCGCCUCCACCACCGUCUCCGCCACCGACCACAUCGUCGGCGCCAACCGAGGCUGGAACCCCGGCAUCAACUACACCCUCUGGGCCAACAACCACACCUUCCUCGUCGGCGACCUCAUCUCGUUUAGGUACCAGAAGACACAGUACAAUGUGUUUGAAGUGAACCAGACCGGGUACGACAACUGCACAACGGAAGGGGCUGUCGGAAACUGGAGCAGCGGCAAAGACUUCGUCCUCCUCGACAAGGCUAAGAGGUAUUACUUCAUUUGUGGCACGGGUGGCUGCUUUAAUGGCAUGAAGGUUUCGGUUGUUGUCCACCCACUUCCUCCUCCGCCUAAAUCCGCCGUCGGUGCUGACCAUUCAAACACCAAGUCCGCCGCCUCUGCCUCCACGCCGCCGCUUGCUCUUUGGCUGCUCAUCAUUGCUGGGGUUCUUUUGGGGAUUUAGCCUGUAGAAUUAUGCUUGCUAUCCAACCAUUCAAAAAUGAGUAUUUACCAUUUACCAUUUACCAGCACGCAGUUGUAGUGAAUUGUAAAAGUGAAAAUGAAUGUUGUCAUUUGUUGAUUUAUCAUUGGAAGAUUUUUUUGUUUUGUUUUUCCUUCUUUAACUCCAUUUUUUGGGAAAUGACAUGAUUUCUUAGGGCUG
Molecule: messenger RNA, 800 nt
Organism: Ipomoea nil (Japanese morning glory)
Lineage: Eukaryota; Viridiplantae; Streptophyta; Magnoliopsida; Solanales; Convolvulaceae
Product: lamin-like protein
Exons: 2
Coding region: 99-602 (167 amino acids)
Cellular component (GO): plasma membrane
Molecular function (GO): electron transfer activity
Source: RefSeq, a predicted model, not a curated record